CUCUGUGGCACGGCACGGCUUGGCGUCUCGCAUCGGCAUCUCGGCAUCUCCGUUUCUUUCGGCUUCUAAUGGCAGCCGUGAGAACUUUGCCGAAUGCUUGGAAUGGUGCAGCCAUCAUUUUUGAUGGUGGUGGUGCUCCUGCUGCUCGUAGCUACAUUUUCCCAGUCCCUCCAACCGGAAAAUGCCAGCAGCAAGCCACCAACCAAGGAGCUGCCUCGCCCGCUGAUCCCACUCGAGGAGGAGCAUGAGAUUGAGUCGGGAACAUUCCAGAGAGAGCGUAAUGGGCGCUCACGUCGCCCCACCCUGAUGGAUGUGGCGUUGCAGCAGAGCGUGCGGCAGGGACUGGACGCCAUGGCCGAGCUUUAUGGCCGCAUCCAGCCGGAGAUGCUGCGCAAUGGUCAAACCCUGCAGGACAAUCAUCCGGCCGCGAUGCUCUCCCGCUUCAAUGCCCCCACCGUGGACACCGAGCGGCGGGAGAUGGCCGCCUAUGCAACCAUAGCAGCAGCCAAGGCCUUUCGCAAAAACUUCCAGCACUUCGAUGAGCUGGCCCGCCAGUCGCACGCCCAGAAGAUCUCCCUGCGCCGCACGGCCCUGGAGGGUCUCUGCCCGCCCCGAGAUCCACCACCCUGCAUGCCCGCCUCGGAGCGGUAUCGCACCCACGAUGGCACCUGCAACAACAAGCGGAGACCCCGCUGGGGAACCGCCCAGAUGCCCUUCAAUCGCUUCCUGCCCCCGGAGUACGGCGAUGGUGUGGACACUGUCCGCAGUUCCACGGAUGGCAGCACGCUCUCCUCGUCCCGGUUCGUGAGUCUGCUGGUCCACGGGGCCAGGGAGGGCGAGGCGCCCUUGACAUUGAUGAUAGCCCAGUGGGGACAGAUGCUCGACCACGACAUGACCUCCACGGCCCAGCCACGCUCCAUCAAUGGCUCGAUUCCCAGCUGCUGUGGCGGCAAGGACUUCCAUCCCGCCUGCUUCCCCAUCAAGGUUCCGCUGGAUGAUCCCUGGCUGGCACCGCUCAAGGUGCGCUGCCUCGAGUUUCUGCGUUCGGCACCGGCCCAGCGGCGCGACUGUGUGCUGUCCUGGCGAGAGCAGACCAACCAGGUGACCUCCUACAUCGAUGCCUCGCCCAUCUACUCGAACAGUGCCAAGUCCUCGGACAAUGCGCGCGUCUUCCGCAACGGCCUGCUCAUCUACGGACGCGGUGAUCCCGCCGAGGAUGUCUGCCAGCGCGGGGCCAUAGCCACCAAGUGCAUCCGCUCCGGGGAUGGCCGAAGUGGAGAGCAGCCCGGCCUCCUGGCCAUGCACCACGUUUGGGUGGGCGAGCACAAUCGCAUUGCCAUGGAGCUGAGCGACAUGAAUCCGCACUGGAGCGACGAGAAGGUCUACCAGGAGACGCGGCGACUCGUCGGCGCCAUGUUCCAGCACAUCACCUACCGCGAGUUCCUGCCCGUCGUCCUGGGCCGCGAGGUGUGCCGUCUCUUCGACCUGGACCUCCUCUCCACGGGCUACUACGAGCGCUACAGCUCCAAGGUCAAUCCAACGGUGGCCAAUGCCUUUGCGGCGGCUGCCUUCCGCUUUGGCCACUCCCUGGUGCAGAACUCCUACACGAGAUGCGAUCGCCAUCACAAUGUGAUCAACAAUAAUGUCAGCCUCCAUGAGGAGUUCCAGCGAGGAGACAUUGGCUCAGCCGGCUCCCUGCACCGCCUACUCAGAGGCUUGGCCUCCCAGCGUGCCCUCAAGCGCGACGAGUUCAUCACGCCGGAGCUUACCAAUCAUUUGUUCCAGACGGCCGGCUUUCCCUUCGGCCUGGACCUGGCAGCCAUCAACAUUCAGCGUGGCAGGGAUCAUGGCAUUGCCCCGUAUAGUGCCUGGCGUGUGCCCUGUGGCCUCACUCCCAUCCAUAGCUGGGAUGAUUUUGCCAACGUAGUCGGACCGGAGUCGGCCAAGCGCAUCGGCCACGCCUACCGCAGCGUCCACGACAUCGACCUCUUUGUGGGCGGCAUUGCGGAGCGACCCGUGGUGGGUGGCCUGGUGGGGCCAACCUUUGCCUGCAUCAUUGCCCAGCAGUUCAGCAACUCGCGGAGGGGAGAUCGCUUCUGGUAUGAGAACGGAGGCUUUGAGAGCUCCUUUACGCCCGCCCAGCUGCACUCGCUGCGACGGGUGUCCCUGGCGCAGGUCCUCUGCCGGACGGUGGGCGGAGGUACCCUCCAGCCGCACAUCUUCAUACCCGCAGAGUUCACGGACAACGAGCGGCAGAACUGCGGAGUGGACAGCCUGGCACCCAUCGAUCUGAGUCCCUGGCUGGAGCAAGAUCCGUUUCUGGCUGGGCACAAUCAUCACCAGCAACCAGAUCAGGUGACUAACAUCGGGCAGCCGGAGUUGGGCUCGCUGCAUAUCGUCAAGGAGGACAAGGCGGGCUUCUCGAAUCGCGUGAAGCCCACCAGGCCUCAGGUGGAAGUCAAUCCCAAUUCGGGCAGUGGCUUCCAUCGCCCCAGUCCCAGUGGCAACAUCACCAACUUCACCAAAUUAAGCGACAAACUCGACCUCAAACGCAAGACAGUGACGACCAGCAAUGGCAACAACAAUCGUAGGGUGACACCAACCCGAAAGACCGGACACGGGGUAAACAACAAACUGGACAAAUCUCCCAAGAUAACGCUGAACAUAAAGAACGUGAACGUGCGAAGACCAGAGCAGGGUGCGGGUCUCAAGCGCAGGGUGAUCAUCAAUAAUGUUCCCCUAGAGCUGAGGCAUGCCGCGGAAGGGAAUGCAACCGAUUCGGAUGCAGUAACAGAGACAGAAGACGGAAACGAAGACAAAGACCAAGGCGCGGACGUAGAUGUAGACGAGGACAUAGAAGAACUGGCAGAGUUACGGAGUACCGAACCACUGAAACAGGACGAAACUGAACCAAAAGAAACGGACGAACAGCCACUGACAAACAUAACCACUGCCCAAACAGAGAAGGAAAAGAACGAAGACGAACGAACCUCCAUUGACCCACUGAGACAAACAACUGACGACUUGACGGCCUCGAAGCGAGUCUCAAGGAAGCUUUCACAGGAGACGAAACCACAGGACAAGACAGCUGACUUUCGACUGCUGCACAUGCAACGCAAUCGCACCACUACAGAGACCACUCAGAGUUCCACCACAGCCAGCUUGGGACGAUCCACACUACUGACCAAGGCGCCCAAGAGCAACAAGACCACGAAACGGGGAGUCGAACUGAGACAAUACCAGAGCAGACCGAUAUACACGAGACCCCAGAAGGUGGUGGUCAACGGACCGAACGCCGACCAGUACGAGAUCGAGAUCAACAUACGACAGACGAACAAAAGUCCACAGAAUCGACCCUCCGACACGACGGACUAUGCCGAGUACACGACUGUCUACAAACCGUACAACUCCAACCACAACUACGACCCACACUACGGGGAGUAUGCCAGCACCACGCCCAUUCCCAGCUAUGGCUACUUCGAGCCGCAGGCACAGGAGUCCGGCACACAAUCGCACAGGACGAAGCCACCGACGAUCAUUUACCUGAACGACAAUGACGACAGACACCAGACCACUACUCGAGCACCGAACAUCUUCCAGAACUUUCUGACCUUUGCCACCAGCAGCUUCAAUCCGCUCGGCAAUCGACGUCCCUCUCCCACGCCACCGACUCCGAUCUCCCAGCCCCAUAAGGAGCGGCCCCACUACGAGAACAAUGUGAUUAACAGUCCCCUAAGUGUGGGAAGCUCCCACAUUAAUGCGGGUCCAGCGUACUCCUCUAGACCCUCUUCGGUUCACUCGUAUCCCGUGUCCACUAGCUCCCAGAUAGGCGCCAAUCAUCAGUCAUAUCCCGUGUCCACUAGCUCCCAGAUAGGCGGCAAUCAUCAGUCGUAUCCCGUGUCCACUAGCUCCCAGGUAGGCGGCAGUCCACAGUCGGGUUUUCUCCAUGUCUCCAGCAGCGCCGUGAGUGCAGGUAACUUCGGGAGCAUCUCCGGGGUGGCCAGUGCCAAUGGAGCCGACAGCACAUUCAGCUUCAACAUACGACCACGUCCCAGUCCCGAGGUGAGUCCGGUGGUCAGCUCCUAUCCACGUCCACAAAGUCAGAGUGGCGGGGGCUACGGCUUGACUGGACAGUCUCCUUAUAGGCCAGACUAUCACCAAGGCCAGAGCGAGCUCUACUACGAUCGUGAGGUUAGCUCGGACAGUAAUCCGAGUCCGUUCUCCAGCUCCAGUUCCGCUCACAGGCCACAGACGCUUGUCCAUACACAGACCUUUUACGGACGAACGCCGGAACUGAAGGAAGCACGACCAGACAGCAACAAAGACAACCACAGCAAUGACAAUGACAAUGACCUGAUCAAAACCGAAAACAAACUGUACCUACAAGACUACGACUAUCUCAGCCGUACUCUAUCCAAUAUUACCAAGGAUGAGGGCACCGAAGAGGACAACGACGACGACUACGUAUACGACGAGGACGAACCCAGCAAUGACCUGGACGGCGCAGUGACGGGCAAACAGGACAGGACGGACAGCACUGGAAUGCCCACCAAGAAAUACGACAAGAACGGCUACAUGAGACCCCAAGACAACAACAGAACCACAACGAACGCCACAGCACUGGACGACAACUACGUACUGCACAUGCUGGAGAACAAGACGCAGAGCAACUACGUGACGGAGAUUCCCAAGCCCAUGCUGUCCACCUCCACGCGGAGCAUAGCCAACAGCAAGGUGACCGUUUUCUCGGACAGCCUGGGCAAGCAGUUGGGCAAUGACAUUCUCGCCGACGAGACGAGCGACUAUGACGAUGACGAUGACAAGACUAGGACUGGUACUGGCACUGGCACUGGUGCCCUGCAGAAGGCUCAGAGACUGAAACAGCUGGCCAACGUGGCCUUUGCCCCGAUUACUGUGCUAACGAAGCCUGACAGACCCGACAACUGGGUGAUCUAUAACAAGGCCAGUGAAGAGCCGCCUUUGCCUCAGCCGCCGACUCUUAGCUUGGAUGUGGCGCCUACCGGAGAGAUACCCACUCCCAUACGUUUCUUUAACAAUGGAUGGAAGAAACAAGAUCUGAAAGCUAUCACGGAAACAACCCCGCCUUCAACCACAGAUGCGGACACACCGCAGACAGAAACAGAAACAGACAGCACAACAGAGGAGGUGGAGGGUAUUGGCGCGGGAGAAGAUACUAGAGAGUCAACCACUGUGGCAGCAUCCGAGAGUAACUAGUAAUGCCAAAUAAGCCCUAGAUUACUUAACAUUUAUUAAU
Molecule: messenger RNA, 5275 nt
Organism: Drosophila obscura
Lineage: Eukaryota; Metazoa; Arthropoda; Insecta; Diptera; Drosophilidae
Biological process (GO): response to oxidative stress
Molecular function (GO): heme binding; peroxidase activity
Source: RefSeq, a predicted model, not a curated record